Molecule: messenger RNA, 1072 nt
Organism: Sebastes umbrosus (honeycomb rockfish)
Lineage: Eukaryota; Metazoa; Chordata; Actinopteri; Perciformes; Sebastidae
Product: pro-adrenomedullin-like
Exons: 4
Coding region: 153-530 (125 amino acids)
Biological process (GO): adenylate cyclase-activating G protein-coupled receptor signaling pathway; regulation of systemic arterial blood pressure; positive regulation of heart rate
Cellular component (GO): extracellular region
Molecular function (GO): adrenomedullin receptor binding; hormone activity
Source: RefSeq, a predicted model, not a curated record
CGUGCGUGCGUGCGUGUGUCAGUCAAAAAGGCCCUCCCACCUCCUGUAUAAAGGCUCCCAGUCUGGUGUGGAGGAGCUAUUAGCAGAGUGACACAGCUGCCCUACAGAACCAGUGGCAAUUUCAAGAAACCUGUGGAGUUACAGGAGUCAAAAUGCAAUUGAUCUUCCAGUCCUUCCUCUCUUGCUGCCUGCUGGCGACAGUAGCACACUGUGUGGAACUUGAAGUGAAUCCAGAGUUGGAAAAAAGCAUGUGGCUGGGGAGCAGAUUGAGACGGGAUCUUGACAGUGUAUCAGUAGAGAAGACGGCAGAGUCGGAGAACUUUGUCAGACCAGAAGAUAUCAGGGAUAUGUUGCUGCCACAUUCCAGCACUGACAUCAAUGUCCGAGACAAGAGGUCUAAAAACUCAACCAACCAGUCAGGAAGACAAGGUUGUACGGUGGGCACCUGCACACUUGAAGACCUCGUACACCGCCUGCAACAGCUCAGAAACAAGUCUAAGAAUGGGAACCCCCAUGUUAUCAGCUUUUAAAUAUUAUAUAGAAGUUACAUUAAAGUACUUAAAGGACUUUCCUGUAAGCACCAACUGGUUAAUCCCCCUGUUUUCUUAGUGAAAACAUACAGGAAAUGAAAGAUAAGCCUGUGACUGAAUGAAAUCAUGAAUGAUUUUAGUUUUUUUGUAGAGCUCACAGCACUGAUUAAAAGUGCAAUAAUUAGUAAUUAGAUAUAUGUUGGAUGCAAACAGUUCCCGCUUUUGUUUUAAUUCACCGGAAAAUCCAAUUACAGUUACCUUUGUAGUAUGAUUGUGAGCAGGUUAUAUGGACGCAAAAUGAAGGUUAAAAAAACGUAAUUUUAUGUUCUCUAUUGCCAUCUAGUGACAUUAGAUGGGUAAAACUGCUCAAAUUGGGUUUUUGGUUGUUCUUGGUAUGAUCUAUUCAAUUAGAUCAGACAUCUGAAUUCAAGCGAUAGGUGCUUUAAUUGUUCACAACCUGUUCUUUUGCUUUUAGGGAUUUAUUCUUAGAAAAAGAGCUUACAAUGUUACUUCAAUAAAACAUGUGGAUUUGGGGGGCUUCA